Messenger RNA from Dendrobium catenatum, 453 nucleotides. RefSeq names its product phosphatidylserine decarboxylase proenzyme 2-like. The transcript has a single exon. The record is from RefSeq and is a predicted model, not a curated record. Gene Ontology annotation, biological process: phospholipid biosynthetic process. Gene Ontology annotation, molecular function: phosphatidylserine decarboxylase activity. Bases 1 to 453 code for a protein of 150 amino acids. Lineage: Eukaryota; Viridiplantae; Streptophyta; Magnoliopsida; Asparagales; Orchidaceae.
AUGUUUGCCGAAUGCUUGGAACAUGAAGGUGAAACUGGAAAGGAUCAAAUUAAUAUUGAUGAGAUCAAGCAUCCUAUUGACUCUUUCAAGACAUUUAAUGAAUUCUUCACAAGAGAGCUAAAGUCUGGAGCAAGGCCAAUUGCCUAUGAAGAUCAUGAUGACAUUGCUAUUUGUGCGGCAACAUUUAAAUCAGUUUUUAGAGUUAUUGAGGCUUUGGUGGAUAUGCCAGGAUCUUUGUAUAUGGUGAAUCCUAUCGCAGUGAACAGAAGUAUCACUUUCAUAAAGAAGAAGGGCGAUUACAUUCACAAAGGUGAUGAAUUUAGAAAAUUUUCAUUUGUAGGAAGCAUUGUAUCAUGCAUGUCUGAAAAGGAUUCCAUAGACUUAGAUAAGGAUCUUAUUGUAAAUAGUGAAAGAUCUCUGGAGACUUUAGUCUCUAUUGGCAUGACAACAUAG